Serendipita indica DSM 11827 is the source of this 5409-nucleotide messenger RNA. Lineage: Eukaryota; Fungi; Basidiomycota; Agaricomycetes; Sebacinales; Serendipitaceae. The record is from the annotation of a GenBank genome assembly.
AUGGCCUCUGCAAUCCUUUCAGCCUUUCCCCGACCACCAACACACAUCCCAACCUCUCCUCUCCCACAGACACCCGGUUCCAGCUCACGACCUACGACACCAAGUGGGAGGCGAACACCUGGUGCACCAUCUGCGCAUGAGACUCCCUUUGCAUCCACGCCCAUUCUCCCAUCAGAUGCAGACGCUGCAGGCUCUUCAGCCUCAACGACGGCUGCACGGAAAGAACGUCGUCGGAGCCGUGGUGCAUCCGCCGCUCCGGGCGCAUAUCGCGGCGUAUUCGUCGGUGAAGAAGCGAUGAUGCCACGCAUGAGUGUCGAAAGCACCAUGGCCUUUGCCAAUGUGGAUGGUGCGAGUAGCCCUACCGAGAGUUCGUUUAGCCACACGACGUUUGCGACGGCGACGACGAGUGCGAACAAUCGGGAGCGUGUGGGCCAUUAUGAGAAUCUGCGAAGGACAUUGCUCAAUAGUCCCAAUGGGACUAUGAACGGCGAGAGAACUUCUCAAUAUUCCCAAGGUACCGCCGAUGGAUCAAGUGGCUCCAGCGCCCACGGUCACCUUGCGCUGCAGACGCCAUCUGCUCUGAGCUCGCGGCCAAAUUCGUUUAUCGGUCCCGGAACACCUCCGUUGAAUGUCCCGCUCUCUGCCUCUGCUCGUUUAGCCGCUCUUCGAGCAAAGCGCACCGGACUCAACGCCCUCAACAUUACCUCACCACCACCAGGUGGCCACAUCCCACUCGGAGAUGGUCAAAAGACACCCGGAAGCGGUUCGUACGCCUAUCGACGGCAAAGCUGGGGUUCAGUAUCCGCUGCGGGCCCUCCUCCGACAACACCGCUCCCACCGAUCCCUACAACACCCAUGGGCAGAAAGGAAAAUCGAAAAAGUAUCAACCUAGCAUCGCCUACCCAGGCUUCUUUCCCGUUUCCUAAAUCGCUUGGUCCGGGAACGUCUACGGCCGCCACGACGCCGACGACUGCGACGUUUCCGUAUUCAGCCCCGUCGGUCGCCACGUUUGGUCACGGCAUCGGUGGAGCCGCGAGUGUGCGAGACGGAGAGCAUAGUCGGGCUAGUAGCUUUGGAAGCACGGGUGAUAUGCACAGGGGUGGUGUCUAUACUUCGACAAUGCCGUUGAAACUUGGACUAGGGAAUGGGAGCGUCGCCACGUUUGGAGGCGGCGGGAGUCCUAGCGAGUUUGGCGGAGAAGAUUCGAAUCCGUCCAUGUCUGGUACACCCCCACGACAGAAUCGGCCCGGACAUAUGCCAAAUUUUAGUACGUCGACUACGACGUCAAAUGGAACGGCCUAUGCGGCGAUUGGCAGGCGGGUGACGCGUUUGUCCACCGAGAGCUUUAAUGGUGGGCUCGCUGCCAUUGCCGCUCUCAGCCGAGUCGAUUCUGGUACCGGGUCGCAAUCUAGUAAUUCUCCCAAUGGUCCGAUAAACAACACUAUGCCCGCUCCUCAAAUUCUCGGCGUGGAUAUGGACGACGAGCCGCUCGAUGUUCAAAAAGAGUUGGAGUUGUUGAGGAGGGAAAAGGCAGAACGACGCGUCUCGAGUGCGUCCAUGUUGUCCAAUUUUUCGACUCGAAGCAACAAUACGUUUCGUGGCGCGGCGAGCAAAGUCAUGGACGUCAGCCCCGAAGAAGUUCAAGACGACGAAGGUGCAGAGUUGGCCGGUGAGAGGUUGUUGGGGAGUGUGGGUGCUGGAUUGGAAGGACUGGCGAGCACGUGGGGUCCAGGGAAGCGUACUCAGAGCGCGCGAAGUCUAGCGAGUGCCAAAUUGGGUAUUGGAACCCCGCCCACUUCCCGACCUGGGAGCUCUCGUGGGGACCGAUCGCGUCCGACGAGCUUUAUUAGUUCGGUCCGCAAGGGAUCGUUGCUCGCUGAAGGAGAAGAUGUCAACUCUCGAACUCAGUCUCCCUCGGCUGCCUCUCUUGUUGCGCCUUCGCUCACCCAAUCGAUAUCGCGAGGACAUUCGCCUGCUUACCAAUCAAGUGCAGCCACGACCCCGUUCAACACUCUUCCACGGUCGCAAUUACACCAAUCGUACGAGGAAGACGAUGCCGACGAAACAAUCACCCUGAACAGGGCGCCCAGUCUCUCCAGCAAUGGCCACCGUGCGACGGCUCGCGAGAGCCUCUUUUCUCUCUACGCUCGUAGAGAAAGCGACGACAGUAUCCAGACGUUUGAGCCGGGCGUAGUGGGCUCUGGGUCGACGUUUGCGUCGAGGAUCAGUGAAGAGAUUGAGAACAGAAACUCUGUCGCGAGCUCCAACUCGGCCCACCUUAUGAUAAAGCCAAAGGGGACGUCUUCCAAGCGCACUGUGCCUGACGUGACGCUCGAGGAUGCAAGUGAUCCGAGUGGGAAGACUCCCAUGGCUUUUCCGAACAAGCCUCUUUCGGAUGAUCACCGAUCGACAUCGAAUAUACACACAUCUGUAUCCGUUGAAUCACACGAGAGCCAGGACCGGCUAGUCAACAUUAGCGUAUGGGACGAUGCCGCACCCGUCACGCCCAACUCGGCAAGCUCACACGCGACAGCAUCACCCAACGGAUGGCUCGGUCAGCUGCCAAAGGGACCUGCUUCGAACAACGUGGAGUCCGCCAUGGACGAGAGCCUCCCUCGCACAUCGAUAUCAAGCUCGCAUUCGGAUAAAUCUCGACUCGCACCUUCGACCUCUUCCUCUUCUGCGUCUGCGUUGACGAUUACGCCUGGCACUGCUUUUGCCCCGUCGGGUGUCUCGUCCUCCAAGCCCAGUCUCGAAUUGGAGAGACCGAGCUCUGCCAUGUCAUCAGGUUUGCAAACUCCAUUUCCGGCGCCGCCCGCGCUUAAUGUCCACCAAGCCACACCGCUUUCUUCCGAAACAUCGCUUGCAAUGUAUCAGUAUGAGGAUCAAGACGAAGAGGACGAUGUGCUUGCCUCGCCGAGUGCUGGACGUGAUCGUGGGAAGCAACAACCGGCCGCCAGGACCUCGCGCAAAGCUCGUGCGUCUGAAGAUUUUGCAGUCAAGCUCGAACGGGAAAUGGCGCAAGAUGGGAUGCAAGGAGAAUUUGCAUUGCUUCAAGAAGUGGCCGUACGCGAAAAGCGCAUGAAGCUAGCGCUGUUUGGACGUGGUGGGCCCACGCUCAGUCGUCCCAAGGAUCGAAGACCGCAGUCAAUGGCCGCGAUUGAGAAAAAAUUGCCGGAUUCGCCUGAUCGGGAGGACUCGAGGGCGGAUGGGGCGAGUAGUCCAGAGAUUGAGGAGAUGAUUCGGCGUGGACGCAAGAGUCUGAGUAGUGCGCAGAAAAAGGCGAUGCGGAGAAGACGAAGCACGGGUGCGAUUCGACCUUAUCCGUCGGGAGAAUGGAGACGGAGCGAGGUUGACCGUGCGCUUGGGUUCAUCAAGCCUGGCGAAAGUACACGCAAGGCGAUGGAUAUCGAUCGUGAUCGUGUGAUGGUACGAGACUCUGUUGUGCUCGAGCUCCCUCCGGAAGAAAAAUAUCGAGAACCCGAAUUGGAGGUGGACGAAGGUGCCGAGACGGACUCGAGUAUUGAUCUCCACACUCCUCUGCCGCGGCUGAUGCUCAAGGACGGUCUCCUGUCACCGCAUUCCAAAAUUCUAAGGCCACCAACACCCGAGGAAGAAGUCCAAGGGUCAAGAAUGUCGAUCAGGUCUACCCUCAAAGUACCAAAGCCAAAUGAUAAGCGCAAACGGCGCCAUCGAGAUGGCAAGCUUCUUCGAGAAGGUGUUGGUUUGACGACUGGUCUUGGCUGGAGUGAUUCCGAGGACGAAGAUGCACCGUCUCCAUUGACAAGGCGUCUGUCGACCAUGACGCUCAACUCGACCAUUUCCCGCAAAGGCUCCAUGGCCUCGUCUAUCAACUCUUAUGGCGGAAGCUCGUUCCACCUCUCCCGCUCUCCAUCUAUGCCCUCUAUCCCAUCUGGCGCAACCAUCUCCAGCGCUUCCCUCGCGUCGAAACAUAGUAGCACCAGCUCUGGAUCCGAUGCUACCUCUCGUAAUGAGGUUCCUCGCACACGCGCCGUCGUGUUUGUCGAGCGAAGUCCCUAUGGUCAACCACCCGUCACCCCCAAACCCGCUCUCAAGCCCUCUGCGACAAUGUCCAUCAUCGAGCAUGCGCAAAUGCUUCCCACGGCAUCGCUGUUCAAGUCGAGGAACCAUCCACUUGCCUCAAGCAGUCGACAUCCUACCUUUAAUUUUUCAAUGGGAGAUCGACGAUCCAGCAGCCCUGCUGGUAACUCGAGUCAGUCGAGCAGCGGUGGGGUCAUUCCUCCGGUGACGCCAGAGGCGGACCGCAUGCCCUCUCUUGGACAUGAUGCGAUGCUCAAGGACAUGUCGACGCCCGAAGAUCUUCAAGGAGCAAGCGGGGCAAGUUCGAUUGGCUUUGGGUCAGCGAGCAUUAGCGGUGCCGGCGCUGGACUUGCGGCGAUGGGACGUGGUCGGAGUUGGACGAGUCCACCGAGUCCAUCGCCCGUAAACGCAAUGCUCCCAGGAGACGAUGAAAUCACCAAACCUACGCCUCGUCCUGCCGAGGUUCGGUAUAGCGGAGGAAACUUUUCCUACCCAACCGCCAUGCGACAAGUACCGGGUGCUCCUCCAGCCACACCUGGAUCCGAGACCAAGAAACCAGAUGGAUUGAAAAAGCCUGCACCGCGCGGCCUCCAGAUGCUCACCUUGCCGACUGUUGUUGCUGCUGGAGGACGGCUGAGCCCACGAGCUGGUACAUUCGCUCUCCCAAGUUCGCCAAGUCUGCAAAAUGGUGCGACUACGCCCAAGAAGAGUGGUCUUCCUCUUCCCGGAGGCAGCCUGUCAAAGAGUUCUGGAAACAUCGCAGCUGCUGCAUCUGCUGCUUCAAGUGCUGUCAGAGCUCGUUCGGGAAGCACAGGGAGCACGAAUGGGAAUCCCGCAAUGCCUCCACUCAUCUCAACUCCCAUGAGAACGAGUAGCCGAAUGCCCCAAUCGACUAUUCCCCGCAACCGAACGUUGAGCGGAGGCGUUAGCGCAAUGAUGGUCGCUCCUGCAGAACCGGUUACCCCACCUCUUCCUCCGGCACCUGCCACUGGAUCCAUUGGCAAGAAAGGGCUUGGAUCGCUUCGCUCCAUUGUCUCGUCUCGCAGUACAUCCGAGACUGCAGGAUCCAUCCCCCGCAUGCUCGGCGUUGCGCGAGCAACCAGUGCUCCUGGGAGCCCACCGACUCGCAUCGCACCCCCCUCUGUGACGGGCAAGACUGGCGCUGGCAUGACGUACCGCAAGUCUGCGGGAUCUGCAACGGAAGCGGCCGGCUUCACACCAAUGAAGUCGAAGAUUGCCACGCCGCCGUCGUCCACCUCGCGAUUGGCCGCCCCGAGCUCGUAUACGCUCACUCGCACGCCUAGCACGGCAAGCCUGACGCCCUCUGUCGUCGGCGUCGCGCUCUAG